This is a messenger RNA of Erythranthe guttata (spotted monkey flower), 2077 nucleotides long. RefSeq lists its product as hypothetical. Gene Ontology annotation, cellular component: NuA4 histone acetyltransferase complex. Gene Ontology annotation, biological process: regulation of transcription by RNA polymerase II. The record is from RefSeq and is a predicted model, not a curated record. NCBI's taxonomy places the organism in Eukaryota, Viridiplantae, Streptophyta, Magnoliopsida, Lamiales, Phrymaceae.
UAAGGCCCAUCCAUCUAUAUUGGGGCCCGAAUAAUAUCCACUCUAGCCCGGCCCAAUGAUUGCUUCCUUCUAAACAAAUAAAACAAACUGUGAAAAAAGCUCUCGCGCCCAUUUCCACUUGCAGCUGAACUUGGGUCGGGUCGGGUCGGGUCGGGUCAAAUUGAUUCGGGUCUGGUGCUAUCUGUUCCCCAUUAGCAUACAACGAUUCCCCCGUACUGCAAUCAAAUAGAAACCCUAUUCCACAAAAUUUCUCCCAAUUUUCCCCCAAAUCAAUUAGUUUCAACAAUAUCUCUCGCAAUUAGGUUUCUUCGCUGAUUACUGUGUAAGGGAAGUGGUGGGGCCACGUGGUAUGGUGGCAGGCAUAUAGAAGAAUAAUUGAGUGAACUGGGAGAUGAGUUGAUGCUAUGAGUAGACUCUCAUUUAGGCCUCGACCCCUUGACAUCAACAAGAAGCUCCCAAUCGUAAAAUCUUUUAAGGACUUCGAGGAUGACGAGGUCCCAACUUCUACUCGUAAUUCCCAGAUACUCCGACUUGUUGCAGAUGCUGAAAACGAGGUGCCGCAAGCACCUGGCAAGAAAAAUGCUUCGGAAAUACCUACUCCCGAGUUUGUCUAUGUGGACACAUAUGAAAGGGAUUAUUCUCGUACCUUCAGCCAACCAACGUCUUAUCUGCGUGCCAGGGGAGCACGGGCCGAAAUUGGAGAAUUUGUGGAGUACGAUCUCGAUAAUGAGGAUGAAGAUUGGCUUGAAGAAUUCAAUAAAGAAAGAAAUACUCUUGCUGCUGAAAAAUUAGAGACAAUUAUUUUCAAGUUAGAGGUUUUAGAUCAUAAGGCUCGUGAAAGAGCAGGAGUUAUUACUCCGACACUGGGCUCUCCUAUUCCGGUGCUUUUAACUUUUACUGCUGCUGUUGAGGCAUUACAAGCUUUUUCCAUCAAAUAUGGAGUUUUCCAGUCUAUUUAUAGUUACUGGAAGGAAAAGCGGGAACGAUGGCAAAAACCCAUUCUUCGACGUUUGCAGCCACCUCCACCAGUUAACGACACAAAUCCGUACAAUGUAUUCAGGCCAAGGGAGAAAGCUCACAGGCUUCACACUAGGAGGAUGCAAAGGAGGGAAAACAGUGUUCAAUCAUUUGAAAAGCUUCGCCAGGUCAGGCGCAAUCUUGAUCAGGCGAAGACCAUUCUUGAGGCUUUGAUCAAGAGAGAAGAGAAAAAACGAGAACUUGUGGAGAGUGAGGUGGCCCUCCAAAGAAUUCAAAUGCAAUACAAGAAUGAAACCGAUCUCCUUGAAGAUUCUUUAGCCUUGCCUGGAUUUCCAUCCUUUCCAAGCAAGGUUGGGUCAAGUGAAGAGGAGUACUUUGAUUCUGAUGACGUGGCAAACAGCCGUCCACACAGUCGACCAAUCAUGUUGCAAAAUCCACCUUUCACCGAUCCAAAAAUGGUGAUGGUUCCUACAGGAAACCCUAGGCGGGAGGUCAGAAGGCGUGUUCCUCAUAGUUGGCUUCACAAACUGGACCCGAACGAGCCAGUUCUGCUAUUCACAAAACCGCUAAUUCAAGAUAAAUUAGCUGCUGCUGGAAUAGUACCUCCUCAGUCAGAUUCUUCAACACCGAACGGCACUUCUGCUCGUUCGUUUAAUUUCCGUGGAAGAUUCGGCAGAGGAGGGAGAAUCAUUUUUGACAGGUGGAAUCCACUAAUGCAUGCUCCAAACGAUUUUGGUGACACUUUAUACGUACCACCUCAACCUCAACAUUCAGCACACCAUUAAUUGAUCUCUCUUGUAAUUUUGUCAUAAGUAUGUCUGGUAAUGAAAUCUGAAUCGAACUUGUCUGAAAAUUCCAACCUUUGGGCGAAUUAAAGAGACGAGAAUGUAGUGACACGAGAAUGGUGGAGGGGGUAAUUUGCUGACGAAUUAUGCUCGUUUCUUGUACGAUUAUAUCUGUUUUUGCCCUAGAUAUAGUUAAGGCAGAAAGAAAGAAAGAAACAGCUCUGUAUUUUAGAUCGAAAUGGACAAGUAAGUGUAACGGUGCUGUUGUAUAUGCUUAUUUAAGUUGAUGCGAUUUGUAUGAUUUUGUUUGUGUA